GCAGCUUCAGUUUACCGGGGUUUUGUGACUAAAGCGAUUAAGCAGAUUUGGGUUUAAUGAGCCAACGCUGAGCUCGACCACUGGUCGUCUGCUCGCACUGUGAGGAUAAAUGGUUUUCCCAAACAAAAGUAUAUUAAACAAUACCAGUCCAGUGAAAAAGAAAGGGAAAUGCUAUCUCGCCUGUGUUCGUACCUGGCGCGCAUCUGUGAGAAAAAAGAGCAGAUUUGCAAUUUUAAAAAUAAAUUUUAGGAUAUUUUUUCUUUUUUGUAUUAUUCAGUUUUUAAAUAGCAUCGAUUUUUGACGGCUUGUACUAUUUACUACAUCGUAUUUUAUUGGACAAAUUAAUUGAAUUAUAAGGAAAAAAAAACGGAGUUAAUUCAUGGAUGAUAUUUCAACUCGAGGAUAGUGCAAAAUAACCAACAUUUCAAGUGCACUGUAGCCAAAGAGUGCUAUUUAUUAUACAAUAUGUUGAUUAAAUAGUGUGAAAUAUUUUGACAAAUUAAAAAUAAGUUUUCUCGCAGUGAGAGACUUUAUCGUCUGCGUCAAAUCGCCGUCUGUAGCUACCGGUGACGUAACAAACUAAUUAGCAUACUCUGGGGUGCCUGUGGUAAUGAGGAAAGAUAAAAUUCACAGAGGGCACAUGCAGAUCACUGGGUUACUGUUACAUCCUAGAUCAAACUUGUUAAUUAGAAAGCCAGCGGGCUGAUAAAUUCCAUCUACAUUUAAUCAGUCAGUGGUCAAGGGAAUUGACUUUUAAACUCUCUUAUCGAAUAAGAAAUUGCACUGUUUAGAGAGAAGUUAGUGAAAAAAAUCACAUGUCCUCGAAGAAAAAUGAUUUUAACUAACCGUGAAGUAUAAAAAGGAAGAUUUUAACUGCGGAAUUAGAUUAGUAUGUCAGUAGUGUGGAUUUCCGGCAUCUGCUUAUUUGUCGUCUGCAUUUCUACAUUACGAACAGAGGCUGCUCCGGCCAGAACAGCUGAGGAUAGACAGAAAAGAACAGAUAUUUUGCUGUCUAGUCUACAAGAGUACCAAACGGUCGUUCCGGAAGUAGUAUCUAAAGGAGGACAUUUUCUUAGUUAUAAGGUACAACUGAACCAGACUAAGCCCAAAGAAAGUUCAAAUCGAAUUCGGCGCGGAACGCGCAGGAACCAGCAAGAAAUUCUGACCGAUUCGGACAUUUCCGAGUACAGAAUAUUUUACAAGUUUUCCGUAUUCGGAAAAGAAUUCCAUUUUGAUCUCACACUUAACACAGAGCUCCUGUCUCCCGGCUUCUAUGUGGAAUACCAAGACAGUGAGGGUGUUUUAGCAACAUCUGACAGUGUGUCAAACUGCUAUUAUAUUGGUCAAAGCCGGGAGCCAUUCAUCUCGACAGCAGCCAUAAGCAAUUGCAAUGGCCUGCAUGGAGUAUUUUCUAUGGCGGGGCGCGGGCGAAAACUCGCUAUUUAG
This is a messenger RNA of Mercenaria mercenaria, 1446 nucleotides long. RefSeq names its product A disintegrin and metalloproteinase with thrombospondin motifs 6-like. NCBI's taxonomy places the organism in Eukaryota, Metazoa, Mollusca, Bivalvia, Venerida, Veneridae. The record is from RefSeq and is a predicted model, not a curated record. The coding region runs from base 892 to 1446 and encodes 184 amino acids. The transcript has 3 exons.